This is a messenger RNA of Magallana angulata, 2709 nucleotides long. Its product is annotated as dnaJ homolog subfamily B member 6-like. The record is from RefSeq and is a predicted model, not a curated record. Gene Ontology annotation, molecular function: Hsp70 protein binding. The transcript is spliced from 8 exons. Lineage: Eukaryota; Metazoa; Mollusca; Bivalvia; Ostreida; Ostreidae. The coding region runs from base 228 to 1100 and encodes 290 amino acids.
AUCCGUGGAGUUAUUAUGGACGUUUUCUUGUGUGGUUCAUGAUCAGGAAGUUGACUUUUUUUAACCUGGGAUGGAUACUAGAUGAAUUUUCAUUUAAUUUGGGCACAUAACUUUAUCUAGAGUUUUGUUUUAAAAAUCCUUCUUUUGUCAGCUGAUUUUACAGUUAUAAUCCAGCGUCUCUAUAACCCGGUCCUUUUUGUGUGUGAGUGAGUGAUUGACACAUUAUAAUGGAGUUGGAUUAUUAUGUAGUUCUUGACAUCGCCAAAGAUGCCAGUCAUGGGGAAGUCAAAAAAGCUUACAGAAAGCUUGCUCUAAAAUGGCAUCCAGACAAAAAUCCCGACCAGAAGGAGGAAGCAGAGAAAAAGUUCAAGGAGAUUUCUGAGGCUUAUGAAGUUUUAUCAGACAAGGAGAAGCGAGAGAUUUACGACAGGUACGGAAAGGAUGGCCUGACAGGCGGGGGAGGGGGAAGAGGGAGUGGAUACAACGACUUCAACAUGGGCGGAGGAUUCACCGGCUUCCAUCCGUUCCACUUCCGAGACCCAGAAGAAGUGUUCAAGGAGUUUUUCGGUGGAAGGGAUCCUUUUGCUGCUUUCUUUGGUCGUGACAAUCCCAAUAACUUCCAAGACUCUUUUCCAGGCUUUACACGUCCCUCCAUGCACUUUUUCGGAGGACACUCAGACAUUUUCGGAGAUGGAGGUCGACGACGCAUGCAGCGUAGACGGGAGAGAAGCGACGGACCGGCUUAUUCCCGUCGCCCCAGGGAUGUAGCCGAGCGGAGCGUUCACCAUCCAGUCGGACACUCGCCAUUCCUCCAUUUCGGAAUCCCCAUGGGGCUUGGUUUCCAUUCUCCUCUGUUUGAUGACCAUUUUGGAAUGCAUCCAAGCUCUGGGUUCUCCAAUUUCUCCAGUACAUCCUUCAGUGGCCCCAGGGGUGGAGGAAAUUUCAGAUCCAGCUCCACAUCCACCAAAUUUGUCAACGGCAAAAAAAUUGUGACCAAAAAAGUGGUGGAAAAUGGCAAGGAAACGGUAACCGUUACAGAAGAUGGUAAAGUGGUCAAACAUCUAGUAAACGGUGAAGAGAAACAGGCGAUAAAGGGAUGAAGGUGUCUGACCAAUCACAACUAAAGCGCAUCUGUGUUAUUUAUAGUAACAUUAUAUAUUAAUUAAGUCAAAUAUCAUCAAGAGCUUAAUAAUAUUUACUAUGUAAAUGGGUCGUUUGAAAGUGCAUUGGGGUCAGGACCUUUCUUUUUUAUGUGUCUUUUAUCCAGGCCAGAAUUUUAUCUUUCGUAACUUUCUGAUGGUAAAUUGAAGUAAAAUCUGAAUUUAGAUAUAUACAUGUUUUUUCCUGAAAGUGAAGCAAUUACAUGCUUCUUCUUUCAUUGUUAUGAAAAAAUGGUGAUUUUUUUACCCUUUUUUGCAAGGUCAAAUUGCAAUAUGUUGUGUUUACUGUCUGUAGAUGAUGUAUGUGUGUUGUUUAUUGUAUAUGUCCGGAUAUGUGUAGCCGCAGUUAAUCUUACGUUACAAGAUUCUCUAUUGCUGUUUACCAGAAUGAGUGCACAAUGAGAAAUUGCAAAAAAAUGCAAACAUAUCUGAACAAAAUGAUUUUUUUUCCACUUGUUUCGUUCAAUUUUUGAUUCCUUUAAGCUGGAAUCACCUUCUUUCAGAACAGGGUAGAAGAUUUUCAAAGGAAGAUGAAAAAUUUACUUUAAAAAAAAAUUUUUUUUUUUGUUUUCGAAUGUUAAAGGCUUUAUGUCAUGAAAUUUGCUUUUGGGCCUUUGGUGAAGACAACAUGUAAACUGUCUGGGUUUUUGUUUGCCUGUUAUACCGGUACCAUGCUAUUAUGGCAGAUUGUUUCUCUUAAGUAUAUUUCAAUGUUUAGCCGUUUGUUGUGCCAUGUAUGGGAAAAAAUUUCAAAAUCUGUAUGUAUUUUUAAUUUAAUAUGCUUAAAAUUUAUUGCAUAAUUGAAAAACAUGAAUACCAUUGUUUGAUGCCGUUGUUCUUUUUCUCAGCAGGAUCUCAUGUUAUUGUUUAAAACAAUGGCACUUUUGACUUUUGAAAUUGAUACCGAAAGAACAUAGUUGUUUCUGUAAAAUCAUUAUGUUCUGAAUAUUUUGUAAAGCUUCAAUUAUUUAUAUGAGAUAGAAGCUUUUUCCAUAGCAGAGGAUAAAAAUUCUGAUACAUGUAUAUCGAUGCUAGUGUCUCAACACAUGAUGAACUCUUUAUAUUACAUUGUUGUUUCUGCAACUCUUUUAUAAUCAGACUCCACAACUUUGGAAGUUGAGACGUACAUGUACUCUACAACCUUGGAAGUGGAGGUUCUACAACCUUGAAAGUGGAGUAUGCUAUAUUGGUCAUUGAUGAUUAAUUUUUUUUGCUUUUAUUUAAACCGUAUGUCAGUCAUUUGCAAAUGUCACAGGUGUGGUAUAUGUUGCAAUUGGUUUUUAUGAUUUUGUUUAAUUUCUUUUUCCCCAUCACUUUGCUACCACACAGUCUUUUGUAAAUGUCUGGCCAGUCUCUGUUGUAGGAUCAUCUAUAUACAGAGGAAGUGUCUCUUUAUAAUUCUAACAGCUGUGUACAAUAUUAUCAUGUAUAAUGUUUUUUUUUCUUUUUGUCUUCUUUUCAUAGUAUUAUGUAUCAAAGUUGAUAACUGUCUUUGAAUUCAUUCAUUUUUACCAUGUUUGGCCAAAUAGCAAAUAAAUAAGCUAUAUUU